This is a messenger RNA of Sphaerodactylus townsendi, 1341 nucleotides long. It is a transcript of the gene GCM1, whose product is annotated as glial cells missing transcription factor 1. The record is from RefSeq and is a predicted model, not a curated record. NCBI's taxonomy places the organism in Eukaryota, Metazoa, Chordata, Lepidosauria, Squamata, Sphaerodactylidae. Gene Ontology annotation, cellular component: nucleus. Bases 1 to 1341 code for a protein of 446 amino acids. Gene Ontology annotation, molecular function: RNA polymerase II cis-regulatory region sequence-specific DNA binding; DNA-binding transcription activator activity, RNA polymerase II-specific. Gene Ontology annotation, biological process: gliogenesis; regulation of transcription by RNA polymerase II. The transcript has 5 exons.
AUGCUGCGAAUGGCAAAGGAUGUGAGCAUGAAACAGGAAGACUCAGCCUCCCUGAAUGGAGACCUGAUCAGCUGGGACAUCAACGAUAUCAAGCUUCCUAAGGAUAUGAAACAAGUUGACUGCUUUCAAGAAUGGCCAGAUUCUUACGUAAAAUGCGUCUAUAGCAGCAAUGAUAAAAACGCUCAACGGCACCUGAGCAGCUGGGCCAUGAGGAACACCAACAACCAUAACUCGCGCAUCUUAAAGAAGUCCUGUCUUGGAGUGGUUGUCUGCAGCAAUGAUUGCUCAACCCCCAACGGGAGGAAAAUGUAUCUGAGACCAGCCAUAUGUGAUAAAGCCAGGCAAAAACAGCAAAGGAAAUCCUGUCCUAACUGCAAUGGGCCUUUGAAGCUCAUUCCCUGUCGAGGCCAUGGUGGGUAUCCUGUAACCAACUUUUGGAGACAUGAAGAACCAUUUAUAUUUUUUCAGUCUAAGGGUACUCACAAUCACCCAAGGCCAGAAACAAAGCUAGAAGCAGAAGCAAGAAGAUCAAUACAAAAAGCACGCACAAUUGUUCUAUCCGCAUCCCCGAAACUUAAACGGAGCAGGGAUAUUGAGUCCCUGACAGGUGAGAUGCAGAGCCAGGACACUUUACCACUGAUCGUUUCUGAACAGGAAGAAUUGUUGUCACAGGAGAGCAUCAGCGACCCCUUCAGGGACAAAAUGUCUGAAGAGCAAGUGCUUGACAAUUGUUUACCACUCACUGAAAGCUACAAUUUUGGAAAAUCAUCCUAUCCAAUAGAGCAAGGUCUGGUUAUGGACUGUGAUGGAUGCUUGAACAAAUGUCAUCAAAUUGGAAUCAGGGAAUAUGACAGCCAAGACCCAAUGGAAGCUCCUGCUUAUUCUGAAUGCAGGGAGCAACAAGGCUGGAACAAAAACAUGGAGCUAGGCAGAAACCUGCUGGCAGACAAACAUCAUGACGACAUGACUACCUUUCUGGCAGAUCUGCACUGUGAAACAUUAGGUUCCCUAAAUGCCAAUGAUUUUGGCAUCUCGCAUCCUCCUGAAAUCCCCCCUAUACUGAAGGUUGGCUACCACCCAUUCAAGUCUAAUGCAAAUAUAUUUGGAGAAGACACAUAUGAAGGAAAACCACACCUGAAUUAUAGCAACAGCAACAUCCCUUCCUCCUUCUGCCAGCUUUCUCCAGAAGACCCUUACCUCAUUGCAGACAGUGCCUAUCAUUAUUACCAGAAUGCCUUGCCCAUGAAAGGAAAUGAAUGGCAGACUGAUGAUGACAGGAAAUAUAUGAACCUGGAUCACUGCAACAACGAGGUGUUUUUUAGCCUCUUCCCUUUACGGUGA